Molecule: messenger RNA, 2253 nt
Organism: Nannospalax galili (Upper Galilee mountains blind mole rat)
Lineage: Eukaryota; Metazoa; Chordata; Mammalia; Rodentia; Spalacidae
Gene: Mep1a
Product: meprin A subunit alpha
Exons: 14
Coding region: 4-2253 (749 amino acids)
Biological process (GO): proteolysis
Cellular component (GO): membrane
Molecular function (GO): metalloendopeptidase activity; calcium ion binding; zinc ion binding
Source: RefSeq, a predicted model, not a curated record
GCAAUGCUUUGGAUUAGAGCCUCUUGCAUUCUCUCUGUGGCCUUGCUUUCUGCCCACAUAGCAGCUGUACCGAUUAAGCAUCUUUCUAAAGGAAAUGCACAUGAUACAGAUUUGGGAAAACAAAAGGAUAUUUCUGAAAUCAAUUUGGCUGCAGGCCUGGACCUGUUUCAAGGGGACAUCCUUCUGCCGAGCUUGAGAAAUGGCCUGAGAGACCCAAGCAGCAGAUGGAAAUUUCCCAUUCCUUACAUUCUUGCUGAUAAUCUGGGGCUGAAUGCCAAAGGAGCCAUCCUCAAUGCCUUUGAGAUGUUCCGCCUCAAGUCCUGUGUGGAUUUUAAACCCUACGAAGGGGAGAGUUCGUACAUCAUCUUCCAGGAAUUUUCUGGGUGCUGGUCUUCAGUUGGUGACCAACAUGUGGGACAGAACCUUUCCAUUGGCUCAGGCUGUGACUAUAAGGCCGUCAUUGAACAUGAGAUCCUGCAUGCUCUGGGAUUUUUCCAUGAGCAGUCCAGGACUGACCGGGAUGAUUAUGUAAACAUCUGGUGGGAUGAAAUUAUUACAGGUUAUGAGCACAAUUUCAACACCUAUGAAGACAACAUCAUCACAGACCUCAACACACCCUACGAUUAUGAGUCCUUGAUGCACUAUUCACCAUUUUCAUUUAACAAGAAUGCCAGUGUCCCUACCAUCACAGCCAAGAUCCCCGAGUUCAAUGCCAUCAUUGGGCAGCGCCUGGAUUUCAGUGUCAUUGAUUUAGAGAGAUUGAACCGAAUGUACAACUGUACCACAACUCAUACCCUGUUGGACAACUGUGCUUUUGAGAAGACAAACAUCUGUGGGAUGAUCCAGGGGACCAGAGAUGAUGCUGACUGGGUCCAUGAGGACAGCAGUCAGCCUGGAAAAGUGGAUCACACCUUGGUGGGACAGUGCACAGGUGCCGGCUACUUCAUGUUCUUCAAUACCAGCUCCGGGUCAGCAGAAGAGGCGGCCCUCCUGGAGUCUCGGAUCCUGUACCCCAGGAGGAAGGAACAGUGCCUGCAGUUUUUUUACAAAAUGACAGGAAGCCCUUCAGAUAGACUCACCAUCUGGGUCAGAAGGGAUGACAGCACUGGCAAUGUGCGUAAGCUGGUCAAGAUACAGAACUUUCAAGGAGACACCGAUCAUCACUGGAAAAUUGCCCAUGUGACACUCAAAGAAGAAAAGAAAUUUCGCUAUCUUUUCCAGGGCACCAAAGGUGACCCUCAGAACUCAAAUGGGGGUAUUUACCUGGAUGACAUUACCCUGACAGAAACCCCCUGCCCUACAGGGGUUUGGACCAUACGAAAUAUCUCCCAGAUCCUUCAGAGCACAGAGAAAGGAAAAACACUCCUGAGCCCUCGGUUCUACAAUUCAGAGGGCUAUGGUUUUGGGGUGACCUUGUACCCUCAUGGCAGACUCCUUGCCAGUGACUCUGGCUACAUGGGACUUGCUUUCCACCUGUUCAGUGGGGAGAAUGAUGCCAUCCUAGAGUGGCCAGUGGAAAACAGACAGGUGAUAAUGACAAUACUGGACCAGGAACCCGAUGCCAAGAACAGGAUGUCCUUAAGCUUGAUGUUUACUACUUCCAAGGACCAUACAGCCUCAGCUAUAAAUGGCUCUGUUAUCUGGGACAGACCAUCCAAGGUGGGAAUCUACAAUGAGGACUGUGGCUGUUUCAGGAGCUUAGACUGGGGAUGGAGCCAGGCCAUCGCCCACCAAAUGCUGACAAGGAGGAGCUUCCUUAAAGACGAUGCCCUCAUCAUUUUUGUGGACUUUGAAGAUAUCACCCACCUGAGCCAGACUGAAGUUCCCAUUCCAGUCAAAAAUCAGAUCCCCCGAGACCUUGUUCUCCAAGGCCAGGAGCCACAGGUCUCAGGAGAAGAUUCUGGAAAAAAUCUGGAGGAAGCCCUGCCAGCAGGCAGCCUGGAUCAGACCCAGCUCAGCCGACAGAAGCGGUCAGUGAAGAACACAGGCCCCAUGGAGGACCAUAACUGGCCACAGUACUUCAGAGACCCAUGUGACCUGAACCCUUGCCAGAAUGAAGGCAUCUGUGUGAACGUGAAGGGCAUGGCCAGCUGCAGGUGCGUCUCUGGACAUGCCUUCUUCUACACGGGUGAGCGCUGUCAGGCCAUGCAGGUACAUGGCAGUGUGCUGGGCCUGGUGAUUGGAGGUGCUGCUGGUAUAACCAUCUUGAUCUUCGCUGUGUUCUCCAACACUUUCCAAAAGCUGAGGAAGUGA